AUGCUCUCACCUUCCAUGGCAAAACCAAAGCUUCAGUUGUUGUCCUUUUUCUUAUUCUGCAGCAUCUUGCUAAGCUUCUUCCACUGCACAUUAUCAUUGAUCAACCCUGAGGAUGAGCCAAGCUGGCUUGCUGUGAAAUCUGAAGAUGUUAACAUGGUGCAAACCCGGAGAGAUUCUUGGAAGAAAUGUGACUUUUCAGUUGGAAAAUGGAUUUUUGAUCAAUCUUACCCUCUCUAUAAUACCAACUGUCCUUAUCUCAGCACUGCAGUUACUUGUCAAAAGAAUGGGAGGCCAGAUUCUGAUUAUGAGAAAUGGAAGUGGAAGCCAUACGGUUGUUCCAUCCCAAGGUUUGAUGCACUGAGAUUUCUUGGAAAAAUGAGAAACAAGAGAAUAAUGCUGGUUGGUGAUUCUAUAAUAAGAAACCAAUGGGAAUCUCUUGUUUGCUUAGUUCAAGGAGUUAUUCCAACUGAUAGGAAAAGGGUGACCUACAAUGGUCCUUCAAUGGCUUUCCAUGCUAUGGAUUUUGAGACAUCAAUUGAGUUCUUCUGGGCACCACUGUUGGUGGAACUGAAGAAUGGGCCUGAAAAUAAGAGAAUUCUACAUUUGGAUUUGAUUGAAGAGAAUGCAAGGUAUUGGAGAGGAGCUGACAUUCUUGUAUUUGAUUCAGCCCAUUGGUGGACUCACUCUGGUCAAACUAGCUCGUGGGAUUAUUACAUGGAGGGAAAUAGUAUCAUCACAAACAUGAAUCCUAUGGUUGCCUAUCAGAAAGGACUCAGUACAUGGGCAAGGUGGGUGGAUCUAAAUUUGGACCCUCGAAGAACCCGAGUCAUUUUUCGAAGCAUGUCACCCAGGCAUAACAGGCAAAAUGGUUGGAAAUGCUACAAUCAGAGACAGCCUUUACAAUUUUUCAGCCACCUACAUGUUCCUGAACCACUGGUAGUGCUACAAGGAGUGCUGAAGAGAAUGAGAUUUCCAGUAUAUCUGCAAGACAUUACAACAAUGACUGCUUUCCGAAGAGAUGGACAUCCUUCAGUGUAUAGAAGGGCAAUAAGUGAAGAAGAGAGGCAGAAACCAGGUACAGGCCUUUCCUCUGAUUGCAGCCAUUGGUGCCUCCCUGGGGUGCCUGACAUUUGGAAUGAGAUGCUGAGUGCUUUGCUUUAA
Gastrolobium bilobum is the source of this 1161-nucleotide messenger RNA. RefSeq names its product protein trichome birefringence-like 36. Gene Ontology annotation, molecular function: O-acetyltransferase activity. Lineage: Eukaryota; Viridiplantae; Streptophyta; Magnoliopsida; Fabales; Fabaceae. Bases 1 to 1161 code for a protein of 386 amino acids. The record is from RefSeq and is a predicted model, not a curated record. The transcript is spliced from 5 exons. Gene Ontology annotation, cellular component: Golgi apparatus.